AGAGUAAGAGAGAGAAAGACAGGUCCGGCUGGAAAUGGCAGAAAAAGGCAAAUCAGUGGACGGAGAGAGAAAGAGAUACAGAUUAGAGAUUCAUAUAAAAACGCAAACCAAAAACCCAUAGAUUCCUUUGUUCUUCCAGUCUGUCUCGGUGGCCGCAUCGUCUUCUUCUGCACUGCCCUGCUCUCUCCUGCUCCAUUCUGAUUCCCAUUCCCUGCUUAUUUCUUCCCGUCUUUCAUGGCUGCUGCUCUUCUUGAAUCUGCCUGGCAGUAUUUGAUUACGAAUUUUAGUGAUUUUCAACUCGCUUGUUUUGGAAGCUUCAUAAUCCAUGAAAGCGUUUUCUUCUUAUCUGGGCUUCCCUUUAUUUUUCUCGAAAAAGCAGGAUGGCUGAGCAAGUACAAGAUCCAGGCAAAGACUAAUAGUUCUGCUGCACAAGGAAAAUGUAUUUCACGUCUAUUGUUGUAUCAUUUUGGUGUAAAUCUGCCAGUUAUGAUUGUUUCUUAUCCUGUCUUCAAGCUUAUGGGAAUGAGAAGCACUCUUCCAUUGCCAUCCUGGAAAGUAGUUUUCGGCCAGAUAAUAUUUUACUUUAUCGUGGAGGAUUUUGUUUUCUACUGGGGGCAUAGAAUUUUGCACACCAAAUGGCUGUACCAGAAUGUGCACAGCGUUCAUCACGAAUAUGCUACCCCUUUUGGACUAACAUCAGAAUAUGCUCACCCUGCUGAGAUCCUGUUCCUUGGAUUUGCUACCAUUGUCGGUCCUGCUCUUACCGGCCCCCAUCUAAUGACUCUGUGGCUAUGGAUGGUUCUUAGAGUGCUCGAGACAGUCGAGGCUCAUUGUGGCUAUCAUUUUCCGUGGAGCCCUUCAAACUUCAUACCUUUAUAUGGGGGUGCUUACUUCCAUGAUUAUCAUCACCGUCUGCUUUUCACAAAAUCUGGCAACUACUCGUCGACAUUCACUUACAUGGACUGGAUAUUUGGAACGGACAAGGGUUUUAGAAAUUUGGAAGCUAUAAAAAAGGCAGAAAGUUGAUGAGCUGAGGAAAAAGUCGUCGGGUCGAGUCGAGUCGGGUACAUUCGAGAUAGGUUUCUGAUGAAUAGGCACAUUUGAAAAGGUUUAGUUCAUAUCACCCUUUCUUGUGUGCCAUGAUGUGUUUUAUGUCUUUUUUUUUUUGUUGUUUAAAUUUGAGUAUUCUUGAGUAAUGAAGAGCUAUGGAACCUUAAUCAUCCUUCAAAAUUUAAGAAUA
This is a messenger RNA of Cucurbita pepo subsp. pepo (vegetable marrow), 1240 nucleotides long. RefSeq names its product methylsterol monooxygenase 2-2-like. Gene Ontology annotation, biological process: lipid biosynthetic process. The record is from RefSeq and is a predicted model, not a curated record. NCBI's taxonomy places the organism in Eukaryota, Viridiplantae, Streptophyta, Magnoliopsida, Cucurbitales, Cucurbitaceae. Gene Ontology annotation, molecular function: iron ion binding; oxidoreductase activity.